GUUAAAAGUAUGUUCAUAAAUAGUAAAAUAUUUUUUUUUGUUGCUUUAGUUCAUUUAUCAAAAUGAUAAAUAACCAAAAAAAUUAUUGAUUUUAAAAAGCACAAAUAUUGAUUAAUCAAAAUUGUGACUAUCAUUAUCAAUAAUAUAUAUAUAUAUUAUACACUUAUAUAAAAUAAGUAAUAUAAUCAAUAUAAGAAUGAAAUUAUGAAUUAUAUAUGGUUAAUAUGGUGUAUUCUAACAUGGAUAACAGCUAUAUUAUGUACCAUUGGUUGUUUAUUACCAUAUUGGUUAGAUGGUAAAAUUUUUUCCAAUUAUGAAAUCACUACUCAUGAACAAAAUCUAAUAAAACAUACUACUACUAUUACUACUACUUAUAAUACAGAUAUAUCAAGUACAUUAAAUUUAUUUCGUCGUUGUAUUUAUCCAGUAUAUACAAAUGUAAUUACAGAUAUUUUAUCAGAAAAUCCAUUGAAAGCAAAAUUAUUUUUUAAUCAACCAAUUCAUUAUAGAUUAAAUAUAAAACAACAUUAUUUAGAAUCAUCUCUUAUUCAUAUACAAACUAAUUGUGGUUAUUAUCAAUUUUUUGAUAUACCUCAUAUAGCAUGGAGAUUUAGUUUAAUCUUAUUAAUUAUAAGUUGUUGUAGUUUAUUUUUUUUAGCAUUUCUAUUAUCAUUUACUGGGUGUUAUAUAAAUUUUCUAUGGAGAUUAAAUAUACAUCGUAUAUGUCAAUUAGGAUUAUUAUUAACUGGUCUCUUAAUCCUAUUAUGUUGCAUCCUGUUUCCUAUUGGAUGGUCUGACAAUGAUGAAAUUAUUCAAAUAUGUGGUGAAAGGCGUUCACGAUUCGAUCUAGGUCACUGUCAACUUGGAUGGGCCUAUGUCGUAACAAUAAUGAGCGGUUUAUUAUCAAUCUUUAGUUCUGUCUUUCCAAAUCUAUGCUUUCCAAAGAUACUAUUUGAAAUCAAACAAAAUAACAAAUCUCAGCGUAUUAAAUCUAAUGAAAAACAAACAGAUGAUGGAUUAAUACCACAUUUUUUAUCACAUGACUUGUCAAUGACGCCAACAAUUUUAGCACCAGCCACACCAGGUGGACCACCAUCAAUUGAAACUGUAUCAACUAGUUUACGUACGUCUGAUCCACGUAUUCAUCAUGUUGGUUUCGAAUCACCAUGGUUAAAAACUUGGGCUUGCUUAAAUACACCCACUCAACAUCAAUCACAUGGGCCAGUGGUACUAAUACACCCAGAUUAUAAUUUAUCUUCAUAUUCAGGUGGUUGUUAUAAUGGAGAUAAUCAAUUAGGCUAUAGUCAAGGAAGUUUAGAUGACACUUCAUCAGUCGGGACAGAGAAGAAAUCUGCUAUUGUUAAUUCAAUGAAACCGGAUGUCUCCAAAAAUUUAACGCAAAACAUGGAAAACAAUAAAAGUAACAAUUAGAUGGGUGAUAUGGAACAAGUUCACAAUAUCUUAAAUGAUCUUUCACAUUAUGUAUUAAUUCAUAAUACAUGAACUAUUUGCACAGUUCUUACCUAAGUCAAAGAAAAUGUUUCACAUACACUGACUUUAUCUUUUGCAUAUAUAUAUAUAUAUUUAAUUGACGAAAUGUAUAAUUAAAUGUAUCUCUCAAGAAUUCUUCAUUGAGCAUUCGGCUUUCUUUUAAAAUACAUAUAUGAAGUGGACUACUUAUAUGCUAUAUAAGUAGUUAAACAAAAUAUAAAGUUAAAAUUCUAUGGACAUUCAUGUAUAGUAAGUACAAUAGAAUAGAAACGUGGGUACAUAAUUAGUUAUUCAUUAUUUCGUAAUGAAAGGAAGAAGUAGGUGGUUAUAAAAUUUCAUGACUGACCAUUGAUAAUUCUUAAUGUUGGAAACUGUAUGAGUUUAUAAGAGGACAAUCACUUUUGCUUACAAGUAUACUUAAUGUAUCAGUCAAAUAACUUUCCUAAAUGCAUAGUUCACUAACCUUCAAUAAGGUUAGUGAAAACUUUAUAUGUUAAGUCAAACACUUAACUUUGUUUACGUCAAUUCUGACCUCUUGUUUUUUGUUUACUUAUUAAAGCAUAACCUACUAGAGAAGUCAUUUCACAGACUGAUGCAUUUAGUUUUUUUUUAGAGUAAAAGUUUAGAAUAGAAGAUUGAGAAACAUUCCCUAAGUUAGUAGGUGUCAUUACCAAGGUUUGAUUUGAUAAUUUCGAAUAAAUUGAGCAUUGGGUUGAUUGUUAUAAAUAAAAAUAAUAUAUUUGUAAUAUCCCAAUGAGUAGAAAAUUGGAUUUUCUGACGUUUCGUGGCUUAGUGUAAGUCACUUCUUCAGAGAAUAAAUAACCAAAUUAAAAUUAAUCCAAGUUUAAAUAGUACACCGGAACAAUGCAAGAAUAAUAUUUGAUCAAUCAAAAAACAGGUCUGAACAAGUUGAUGUCAUGUCAUUUCUGUCAAGGUGAUUCAUAAGUGAUAGGUAUGUAAAUUUGUGUGUAUGUAUGUGUGCAUUGUUUAAGAAUGAACACUUGUGUGACUGAUCCAUCUUCUAUUAAUCAGGGUUGUUAGAUGAAUUAAGAUGGUAGAAUAUUCUUAUGUAAAUUCUAUAUAGACUCUAAUAGUUUUACUACUGAACUCGUUUUUGUUUGAACUUUUGAAACAAUUUAUUUUCUGAUUUACGUAGACUCGAAUAAAGUAUCGUGGUUAAGAAACACUAGAUAGUAGAAUAACACAACAACAAAGCGCCUGGCGCGAGACCGAUAGGUCCUGGGUUCGAAUCUCGCGGAGAGCGGGAUCGUGGAUGCGCACUGAUGAGGAGUUCCAUACUAGGACGAAACGGCCGUUCAGUGCUUCCAGGUUUCCAACGGUGGUCUAACAUCAAUUGAUUCAUGAUCU
This is a messenger RNA of Schistosoma bovis, 2859 nucleotides long. Lineage: Eukaryota; Metazoa; Platyhelminthes; Trematoda; Strigeidida; Schistosomatidae. The record is from the annotation of a GenBank genome assembly.